Lichtheimia ornata is the source of this 606-nucleotide messenger RNA. RefSeq lists its product as uncharacterized. The coding region runs from base 1 to 606 and encodes 201 amino acids. The record is from RefSeq and is a predicted model, not a curated record. The transcript is spliced from 2 exons. Lineage: Eukaryota; Fungi; Mucoromycota; Mucoromycetes; Mucorales; Lichtheimiaceae.
AUGGGCAAAAUAACGAAUGAGCGCAAUCCACCCGAUCACGAUCUAGACCCACCACCAUCGUACGACGAGAGUGAAAAUGCAGCGUACAAUCCUAGGUUCUACCAGGGCAAUGCCUCGUCUUCAUCACCACCACAGCAACAACCACCUCCACUCCCUUCAAAUGAGCAACAGCAAAGUCAUUUGUAUCCAACUAUACCUCCACCGCUCUCUUCUCAUCAACAACCAGUAGCUGGUGUAUUACAACCACAACCACAACACCCUCGUCCAUAUUAUCACUAUCAGACAUUCCCAGUAGCAACACAACAACGAUACCAUUAUCAAGGAAGAUCAGGUGUUAGGGAUCGAAUCUAUGUGAAUACUGCAGAACGACGUUUUCCUACGGCAAUCAUUUUCUUUGUAUUGGGAUGGGUAUGUCCAUUACUUUGGUUUAUGGGUGCAUGCUGUUGUGCUGGUCGACGCAAUCCGUACGAGUCAUUUUGGGGCAAGGCGAAUGCUGUAAUGGGGGUAUUAUUCAUUCUAUCUUCGAUUCUCUACUCCAUGGUGGCCGUUACUGUGGAUGAUUGGUCGGUCGGGUUACGGCUAUUCUACACCUUUUCAACUGCAUAG